This is a messenger RNA of Cucurbita maxima (winter squash), 2150 nucleotides long. RefSeq names its product RNA-binding protein NOB1-like. Gene Ontology annotation, cellular component: preribosome, small subunit precursor. The record is from RefSeq and is a predicted model, not a curated record. The transcript has 5 exons. Gene Ontology annotation, biological process: ribosomal small subunit biogenesis; maturation of SSU-rRNA. The coding region runs from base 71 to 2008 and encodes 645 amino acids. Lineage: Eukaryota; Viridiplantae; Streptophyta; Magnoliopsida; Cucurbitales; Cucurbitaceae. Gene Ontology annotation, molecular function: RNA endonuclease activity.
CAGUCAGUAUUAGGCCCCAAUCCCCUGUUUUCAAGCUCUCGCGUUCGUUCUCCCUCUACUUCUUGUAGCCAUGGAGAGCCCUUCUCCGGCUUCAUGCUGGAGCAAUGUCGUCAAAUCUCAACCUGCUCCGAAGCCUCAGCAUCAGACUCCUACCUCCACCGUCCAAGUAUUCGCCGACAGCUGCAAGUCCAGUCAAGGCGUUGCUGUUGCUGUUGUUGAUGCCAACGCCAUCAUUCAAGGGGGAGAAAAGCUCUCCACCUGCGCGGACAAAUUUGUUUCCGUUCCUGAGGUUUUGGAUGAGGUUCGCGAUCCCGUAUCUCGCCACAGACUUGCCUUUGUCCCCUUCACUCUCGAAUCCAUGGAUCCUUCCCCCGAAGCUCUCAAUAAAGUAAUCAAGUUUGCAAGGGCAACUGGUGACUUACAGACCCUUUCAGAUGUUGAUAUUAAACUUAUUGCCCUCACUUACACGUUGGAGACUCAGAUCCAUGGGACCAAACAUCUCCGUGAGUGUCCGCCCCCUGUCCACAUGGUUAAUACAAAGAGGUUACCUGAGAAAGACUUGCCUGGGUGGGGCUCUAACGUUCCUAAUCUGGAAGAGUGGGAAGCAUUAGAGCAAGAUGCUGAUGCUCCGCUUGAUACCACAUCAAAGAUCCUUCCUUUGCAGGAUUUAAACCUUAACAUAGUCCCUUCAGGUGGCCAAUCCGAAGAUCUUUCAUUAGAGCACAAGGAUGAGCAUAACUCUGAGCAUCAAGAUGAAACUGAGAGUGGUUCAAGAAGAUCGAGAAGAUAUCCUCCAAAGAAAAAGGAAAUUAAUAUCGAAGGGAAGAAAAUGGUGGCUGAUGGAAUUGAUGCAUCUCAGGGACAAUAUGAUGAUAAUGAGGGUGAUUGGACACCUGCUGUCAGUCGGAGUACUCAGAGAAGAUAUCUUAGGAGGAAAGCCCGGCGUGAAUAUUAUGAGGCCUUAGCUGAAAAGGACAGUCAGCAAGAUGUUGAAACCACAGAAGGUGAUGUCCUAGUGGAAAAUAACAGAUCAGGUCAAUCACAGGAUCAAAUCUCGGAACCAAUUACCGGAAAUGGGAAUGACUGUCAGAUAGCAGAAGGGACAAACAACAAUGAAAAUCUCUCUGAAAUUUUGAAUCAGAUGAGGUUGGAAGAAGAUUCAUUAAAUGCUUUUCACAUGGAAGGGCUUGGCGCUUUGAAAAAAGAAGAAUUGGACACAAGUGAGGUGGAGAAUAUUGUAGCUGUUGAGGGUAUGAACGAUACAGCGAAGGAUGAGAUGGAACAUUUAGAAUACUCAAGUCAGACUAAUGAAAGUGUAGACACAUCAAAUAUAGAUGAUAUUAGCAGUGAUCAGAGUUGGAUGCUGAGAUCCUUGUCUGAAUCAAGCGUAGCUUGUGUAACUGGUGACUUCGCAAUGCAGAAUGUUCUUUUGCAAAUGGGUUUACGUUUGUUGGCUCCAGGAGGAAUGCAGAUCCGCCAACUGCACAGGUGGAUUUUGAAAUGUCACGCCUGCUACAAUGUCACAGCUGAAAUUGGAAAGAUCUUUUGUCCCAAGUGUGGAAACGGUGGAACUUUGCGCAAGGUAGCUGUUACAGUUGGCGAGAACGGAGUUGUGUUAGCUUCCCGUAAGCCAAGGAUUACUCUCCGUGGCACAAAGGUAGUUUCUCUGAUUGUAUUGUCCAGUAGAAGAAUAACUAAUUUCGUUUUCAAAUGUGCCUUUUCCUUUUAUGUACAGUUUUCACUUCCUCUACCCCAAGGUGGAAGGGAUGCCAUUACCAAGAAUCUUGUUUUACGUGAAGAUCAACUACCGCAGAAGUUCCUUCAUCCCAAGACCAAGAAGAAAGUCAAUAAACAGGGAGACGAUUUCUUUGCCGUGGAUGAUUUCUUCAGCCAUCAUAACACUGAUAAGAGAGCUCCUUUGCAGCCUCCCGUAAGGCAAGCUCUGGCAGUUUUUAGCGGGAAGAGAAAUCCAAACGAUAACCAUUUCUCUCGGUCUCAUCAUAAAUAGACUGUUGUUUAUGCAUUUGAUUUUCAAUGCUGCUUUCAGAGUUUCCAAUUUUGAUGAAUAUCUUAUGUGAUUGAGUAUAGUUAUUGUAUUCAAAUUAAAGAGCUUACAAUGAGUGCAAUUUUGCCCUGAAUUUUCUUCAAAA